Molecule: messenger RNA, 3654 nt
Organism: Eleginops maclovinus (Patagonian blennie)
Lineage: Eukaryota; Metazoa; Chordata; Actinopteri; Perciformes; Eleginopidae
Gene: tnfaip8l1
Product: tumor necrosis factor, alpha-induced protein 8-like 1
Exons: 3
Coding region: 341-901 (186 amino acids)
Biological process (GO): regulation of apoptotic process
Cellular component (GO): cytoplasm
Source: RefSeq, a predicted model, not a curated record
UUGGCCCAAGCCAACAUCAAUCUGGUGAUUUCCAGGUCGCCCUCAAGUUUGAAACUUUUUUAUUUUUUUUAACGAGUAGGAGUAGGAAGAGGAGGAUUCGGGUUACAAGUUGUAACUGAUCUCACGGUGCAGCAGGAGGAGAAAACGUUCAAUAAUUCACACUUUGAUACUCGGAACAAGAAGGAGCUGCCAGGAGGGUGUUGCUUUUUUAUCCGAGUAAAAACAAGAAAACAUGAAGUGACUUUCGCUGCGCUGCCAUGAUGAAAACUUGAGAUUUCAAUCCGAUUUAGGUGUCUUCUUGUCGGUUUACCUUUCUCCCGAGUCCGGCUGAGACCUGAUCAUGGACUCCUUCAGCACCAAGAGCUUAGCGCUGCAGGCGCAGAAGAAGCUGAUGAGCAAGAUGUCCACCAAGAGCAUGGCCAACCUGUUCAUCGACGACACCAGCAGCGAGGUCCUGGACGAGCUGUACCGCGUCACCAAGGAGUUCACGCGCAACCGCAAAGAGUCCCAGAAGAUCAUCAAGAACCUGAUCAAGAUGGUGGUGAAGCUGGGAGUGCUGUACAGGAACAACCAGUUCAACGGGGAGGAGCUCAUCCUGGUGGAGAACUUCAGGAAGAAGGUCCACACGCUGGCCAUGACGGCGGUCAGUUUCCACCAGAUCGAGUUCACCUUUGACCGCCGCGUCAUGAGCGCCAUCCUGAAUGACUGCCGCGAGCUGCUGCACCAGGCCAUCAAACGCCACCUGACGGCCAAGAGCCACUCGCGGGUCAACCACGUGUUCAAUCACUUCGCCGACUGCGACUUCCUGGCCAAUCUGUACGGGCCGUCGGAGGUCUACCGCGUACACCUGCAGAGGAUCUGCAACGGGGUCAACAAGAUGCUGGACGAGGGGAACCUCUGACCUCCGAUUGGUUCCAUAUCGGGCACCUUUUACCUCCGAUAUGCAACUUUCGUUCUUUAUAAGGUGACAAUCGUUUUGCAUGUGUGUGCCUCUCAUCCGUAACACUGAACAUAUCUCGGCUAGUUAUUCCAAGAAAGAACUUGCUCUUAUCAGUAUACUCAGGGAUAGGAGCCUUGACAACUGUGCCUUUUUAUAAACACACUGAUCUCUCACUUAGAAGAACAGAAUCCAAGCACAGGCCUUCACUCACGAGGAGCUUCUAAUAGACCAAGAGGUGUUCUGGGGGGGACCCGGAGAGGGGGAGGUUGCUGACCUCCGUUUGGCUCCGCCUCGGGCACCUUUUACCUCCAAUAUGCAAGAUUUCCUUUUGUUUUUCUACGGUGACAAUCGUUUUGCAUGUGUGUUCCUUUCAUCUGUAACACUGAACAUAUCUCUGCUAGAUUUCCAAAGUUUCCUCUCCUCCAGGCGGACUUUUUGUCAUUUUUAACAGAUGUUUUUUUACAGAUUUGAGGCACAGGUCGAGCUUUUAAUGCACCAAGAUGUUUUAGAGGAACCAGGAGAAGAAAGCAAGUGAACCCCAGCUUUUUUAAAUACCCGAGGAUAUAAAGAAGUGAUGUUUCUGGUAUCUUUACAUCUAGAAGUAGUGUUUCUGACGUCCUCAUCGGGCACCUUUUACCUCCAAUACGCAAGAUUUUCCUUUUGUUUUUCUAACGUGACAAUCGUUUAGCAUGUGUGCCUUUCAUCCAUUACACUGAACAUUUCUAGGCUACUUAUUCCAAAGUUUAUUUGUCUCCAGAUGGACUUUUGGUGACAGUGUUUUCUUUAUUAUGAAUGUAAAACUUCCUGCUCUUAUCAGUAUACUCAGGGAUAGGAGCCUUGACAACUGUGCCUUUUUUAUAAACACACUCUUUAAGGGCUUGAUCUGUCGCUUAGAGGAACAGAAUCCAGGCUCAGGCCUUCAGUCACGAGGAGCUUCUAAUGGACCAAGAGGGUUCUUGAAGCACCAGGAGAAGAAAGCAAGUGAAUUCCUAUCUUUUCUAAAUACCCAAUGAUAUAAAGAAGUGAUGUUUGUGUUGCACUCAACCCCCAAUAAAGCGCUGUACUGUACUUUCCACAGAAUGAACCCAUGUGAAACAGUUUUAGUAAUCCUUUAGCGUUUCCUCUUUUAAUAGCCACCAGAACAAACAGUGAAGUAUUCAGGUCGAAGAGGAGCUGUAACACGGAGGAAUUUGAUUACGCUGUGUGUGUUUCUGGAUGUGCUACUCGUGCUCGGUGAAAACACACUCCCAACUUUGUGUUUAGAGAUGUCAGAAUCGCAGCAGGGGAGCGGCACCAUGUGUCAACACCUGCUAACGCUACCCUGGCGUUCUGUCAGAGAGGAAUAAGGAGCGAUCACAAUCAUAGGAGAGGUGCAGGGAUAUUAUUGAAGGCCGACCCAGAAGGUAGCAGCUCCCUGGUUCCCUCUAUGAUUUCUGAAGUAAGAAGCUAACGCUAGGCUACAAAGGAACCACAGCACCGUCACAUGACUCCAGAUACCACCGCUAAGCUAAAGGCGGCUAACGUUGGGCAUGAUGGUGUUUAGUCGUCUCAUUAAGACACUCGUUAGCAACCGCUGUUUUUAAAUCCACCAGCAGAGUAUUUAUAGUACCUAUUUUAGAAUUUCAGGGGUAAAAUAGUGACUUAUUUCUGGGGUUUUGGGACUCAUUCCUGCACCUCUCUAUUGAAUUUGAAGCCCAAGGUCAGUUUUAAUAGAUGAGUCGUCAUUGCCUCAGGUUUAUCCAGAAAACUAUGGUUUGAAUUCUGACAGAUUUGGUUUCCCAGCAGCGUCGGGGUGAAAGGACGGACUGCAGCCUGCAGCUCAGCGUCCGUGGGCCAGGCGGGUUUUUUUUUUGAUUAGAGCUCAGACAAACAGAACCUGAUUGUCCUCUAACGCUGCAAUUACAGCUCCCCACUCCGCGGCGGGAUAAUGGCCACUCUCCACCUCGCCUCGCAGCGUUAUGUGAUGUAGAUCUGUGUUUGUUUGCUCCCUGCAAGUCCACCUCUAUGACGGACUGAAAGGUGGUGUUCCUGUCUUUAUAAAGGAGCAUAUGAAUACUCCUGAAACCUCACAAAAUGGCCUUUUUUCUUCAGUUGUUUUUUUUGUAUCACUGAGCCUGUCUGGGAGAUUGUUUUGUUCUGCGGCCUCAUUUUGUAUUCUGUGUGUGUGUGUGUGUGUGUGUGUGAGAGAGAGUGUGUGUUUGUGUGCGUACCUGUGAGAGAAUUGGAAAUUGAGCCGUGUAAUAAGCGCUGUGCUUCUUUUCUAGAUAGGAAAACUUCCUCACUCCAUCCACAGCCUCUCCCUGCCAAAGAAACGAGUAUUGAAACUAAAAAGCAAACAGUAUGCACUUGAUAAUUUAUAGUAACGGUGAUCAUGGAGGCGCUGUGUUUUAUUUGUCCUUUUUAUACAACAUGAGCAUGAUGUCUUUCUCUGAAUCAUGGAGUCAAUCUUUGAUCCUUAAGUCCCUCCGGUUGAUUUAAUUGUCUUUAAAUGCCCUUUUUCUCCAAUCCCUGCGCCUCUCAGGGUUAGUUUAAAUCUCCCUCCAUGACACACUAAGUGGAAAUCAGCAGCAGCCCCUCUUAUAUUUUACAUAAGCCCUCAAACUAAGCAUACUUAUUGUCUUUUUCUAUCAUCAUGUGAAUGUGUAUUUUUGACUCGUGUACAUACGAUUGUGUCUCUAUAUUUUAUCCAAAUAUAAUACUUUUCUAAAACAAUA